AUGGCUGCUCCACGUGCGUCCUCUUUCAAGGCUCUCCGCAAUCUACAGCGGUCGACAACCACGGGAGCUACUCCCGCCAGACGCAGUCUCCAUAUCACUGGCGGCCAAGCGUCCCCUCGGCUCGCAAACCCUACGCACAAGACCACCUACUUGCCCUGGAACCUGCAAGAUCUCCGUCAUGAGUGCCAGAAACGUGCCCUGUCUGCGUCUGGCACCAAGCAUGAGUUGAUUGACCGCCUGGCUGGCCAUGAUAAUCUGCAAGCAAGGGCCUUCUCCAUUGCAAUGAAGCGUAUCGCUAUCGAACAGACCCGCAAGCCUGUAUCUGGACCAUCCGAGACAUCCCCCCAGAGACAUUUCAAUACUUCGCGUGAAUUGAAGGCAGUGCAUGAUACGUCUACCAUUGAUUUUGCCUACCUCCCCAAGCUCUUUGAGACCAAUGACAACGAGCCUGCCGCCAUCCGUGUCCCCAUCCUGCCAGAUAUCGAAUCCGACCAUGCCGAAGCAAUUCUAGAGAAAUACCCCGAACUCGACUCUGCGGCUGGCGGGUAUCAAGACACACCAGGCCAUGAUACCGUCUUGAAGGCACAGAUAUCAACCGUGAAUGGGGACGACGACAGCCCUGCCAGUGCAUUCAGUGAUGUACAUGAUGGCCAUCAUGCCACUGAGAUGUCGGUUGAGAUGCUCACCACCUUGACCGAGACCGUGGGAAAGAGUGCAAGGCAGUUCGCUGACCUGGUCAAGGAUAAGGAUGAGACGACGGUGCGUCAGAUCUGGACGGGAUUUCUUGAUGAUCUGUUUGGUGGGCCUCAGAAAGGAGCGAGAGCUUAG
Messenger RNA from Exophiala aquamarina CBS 119918, 828 nucleotides. RefSeq lists its product as uncharacterized. The record is from RefSeq and is a predicted model, not a curated record. The transcript is spliced from 2 exons. Lineage: Eukaryota; Fungi; Ascomycota; Eurotiomycetes; Chaetothyriales; Herpotrichiellaceae. Bases 1 to 828 code for a protein of 275 amino acids.